Messenger RNA from Mesoplodon densirostris (Blainville's beaked whale), 1043 nucleotides. RefSeq names its product 3-oxoacyl-[acyl-carrier-protein] reductase-like. The record is from RefSeq and is a predicted model, not a curated record. NCBI's taxonomy places the organism in Eukaryota, Metazoa, Chordata, Mammalia, Artiodactyla, Ziphiidae. Gene Ontology annotation, biological process: fatty acid biosynthetic process. Gene Ontology annotation, molecular function: quinone binding; oxidoreductase activity, acting on the CH-OH group of donors, NAD or NADP as acceptor.
UCCUCCGGGUCUGCAGCUCCCCGUCCCAGAUGGACAGGGUGUGCGCCGUGUUCGGAGGCUCCCGGGGCAUCGGCAGGGCGGUGGCCCGCUUGAUGGCCCAGAGAGGCUACCGACUGGCCAUCGUCGCCCGGAAUCUGCAGGGGGCCAGAGCCGUGGCCGGGGACCUGGGCGGAGAUCAUUUGGCAUUGAGCUGUGAUGUUGCCAAAGAACAUGAUGUUCAAAAUACAUUUGAAGAGAUAGAGAAGAACUUAGGUCGAGUUAAUUUCUUGGUAAAUGCAGCUGGAAUUAACAGGUUGGUCACAAGGGAUAACCUCUUAGUAAGGACAAAUGCCGAAGACAUGCUGUCUCAGCUUCAUACUAACCUCUGGGGCUCCAUGCUGACCUGUAGAGCUGCCAUGAAGACCAUGAUCAAACAGCAGGCAGGGUCCAUUGUGAAUGUGGGAAGCGUUGCAGGUGUAAAAGGCAGUUCUGGCCAGUCCGUGUACAGCGCCAGUAAAGGCGGGCUAGUUGCGUUCUCACGCUCUCUUGCUAAAGAAGUAGCAAGAAAGAAAAUUAGAGUGAAUGUAGUUGCGCCAGGAUUUGUUCAUACAGAUAUGACGAAAGACUUGAAAGAAGAACAUUUAAAGAAAAACAUCCCUCUUGGGAGGUUUGGAGACCCCCUUGAUGUGGCCCAUGCAGUUGUGUUUCUUUUGGAGUCUCCAUACAUUACAGGGCACGUCCUGGUGGUGGACGGAGGCUUGCAGCUCACCAUGUAGCCAACUGAUAUGGCUAUUAUUAGAGUCAAGGGCACACAGUGUUAUACCUGCAUUCGCUAAUCAAACCUACUGAUGCUACAAAUGUUGAUUUCCAUCUUUAUAUGAAUAUGUCUGUAGAGGACAGUAUGUGACCAGCUGUGCUUUCUAAAUGACACGUACCUUCCAGGCUGCAGCAGUGUUAGUGUGUAGUCACCCUCGGUACCCACAGGGAUCUGCCCUAGGAGCCCCCGAGUCUUCAGAUGCUCCAGUCCCUUACAUACCGCAGCCUCCAUAGUAUUUGCAUAUAAC